UAUUUGUCAGGUGUCCAGAAACAUGAUCUGUGGCAGCUUGAAGUGUAAAUUGGCAGCUAUUUGCAAACACGUUAUAACAACUCUGUUAGAUGAUUUGUCAGUGUUGUGUGUCAGAUCAGUAAAUGUAGCUUUAAAGUGAAGGGCCAAUUGUUAGCUGUACAUCACCACCUACAUAAUUUAUCAUAAUUAGAUAAAUUGUUUAAUUAGUUCCCAUAUAAGAAAACCCACACAAAUAUCGAGAUGCAAUAAGAACAUGAUUGCAAAUCACACAUAUGUUGCAUUAUUUUACCAUUUAAUAUAACUAAAUUAAAGAAGUAAGUUAACAAGUUAAUUUCUCUACUCCUGUCAGCCAGGGCUCAGUUCAUACAUCUCAUCUGAUUAGGCUUUAUUGCCGAUCUGGCUCUGCCAUUUCCACCUUUAGAAGACUAAGUGACAUGGAUGACGUUGAUUGCUUUCUGGGGGGUUUUUCUAUCCAAAUGUUAAUGAUUCUGCCGCCCGAAGUUCUCACCAAUGGAUUAUAAAGAAGUACUACUGUCUGUUUGUGUGUCUCUAGUCCCCCCCCCCAACUCUCCCAUGUUUUCCCACCCACUUUCUCUCUCUCUCUGUGUCUCUCUCUCUCUGUGUCUGUCUGUCUGAAUGCCACAGGCCUCCCACCCCUCAGACCAGAUUUAGACCUCCAGUCUUUCCCAGGCAUUCAGACCCAGCUGGCUGGUAGUGCACAGAUUCCCUUGUCUCCGUCGUUCUUUGUGUCUAAUACCUCGUCCUUUACUUCCUCUCCUUCCCAUGCCUGGACUCUUUUAUUACUUUUUUUGUCUGACAUGGUAGCAGAGCCUGCCAGAUGUCAGAGUUGGACGACAGGUCGAGGGUUGUAGUCCAGGGUUUCGCCUGUCGGUCUGGUUCCACAGAGGCAGACCUUGUGCUCCUCUUCCCCCAGCCAUGGAGCCUCUUGCAGAGGUCCCAUUAUUUGAGAUGGAUGGGGAAGAGGAUGUUCUGUCAAUGAAGAGCAGAGCACAUGCUCUUGCACCCCCUGCAGGCACAGACCCUGACACGUUUAUAUAUACAAACUUCAUGAAGAGUCACUGUUGCUAUGAUGCCAUCCCUACCAGCUCCAAACUGGUUAUUUUUGACACAACACUACAGGUGAAGAAGGCUUUCUUUGCUCUGGUGGCAAACGGUGUGAGGGCAGCACCACUGUGGGACAGCAAGCUUAAGUGUUUUGUGGGUAUGCUGACCAUCACAGACUUUAUCAACAUUCUCCAUCGUUAUUACAAGUCUCCUCUGGUUCAGAUCUAUGAGCUGGAAGAACACAAGAUAGAGACAUGGAGAGAGAUCUAUCUGCAGUACUCUGUCAACAGAUUGAUCAGCAUCACUCCUGACUGCAGUCUGUUUGAUGCCAUCUACUCCUUGUUGAAGAAUAAGAUACACCGUCUGCCGAUCAUCGACCCGGCAUCAGGAAAUGUCCUCCACAUCCUCACUCACAAACGCAUCCUCAAGUUCCUCCACAUCUUUGGAUCUACAAUUCCUAAACCCAGGUUUCUUCAAAAGCGGGUCAAUGAAGUGGCGAUCGGUACCUUCAAACAGAUUGCAACAGUCCAGGAAUCAGCUUCUGUCUACGACGCUCUGACCAUUUUUGUAGAGAGAAGGGUGUCCGCGCUGCCUGUAGUCAAUGAGCAAGGUAAAGUCGUGGCACUGUACUCUAGGUUUGAUGUCAUUAACCUCGCAGCCCAGAAAAACUACAACAACCUGAACAUGACGAUGCAGGAGGCCAUUGCCUCCAGAGCAUGCUGUGUGGAGGGAGUCCUCAAGUGUUACCCUUACGAAACACUGGAGACCAUCAUCGACCGCAUCGCAAAGGCUGAGGUGCAUCGUUUGGUGUUGGUUGACAAAGACGAUGUGGUGAGAGGGAUAGUCUCUCUGUCUGACCUUCUACAAGCCCUGGUUCUCACUCCUGCAGAUGAUGCUGUCAGUCCUGAAGAAAACCAGAUGGAGAUUGGAAAGUUGGGGUUUGGCCUGAAAGGGAAGAAGAAGAAGAAGGUCAACACAGACCUGGUCUUGGCAAACAAGGGAGCUAUGGACAGUGAUGUGGAGGUGCCUUCCGAAGCGUCUUCCCUGCCCGAGGGAGAAAAUACUGAGGAUCAACCAGGAAGCUCUGGAGUAGUCAGAACCAGAGUUAUACCAAACUAUAAAAGGUCCAAACUGAAAACUCGCAUUCAGGACAAUGAAGGGAAACCACAGAGCUUCCAGAUUGCAAUUAACAUCACAGAGGCCAGGCAGCUGGUGGGAGAAAACAUCGACCCCAGUGUGGUGAUUGAGAUCGGUGAUGAGAAGAAACAGACUUCAGUCAAAGAAGGCACCAAUGCUCCCUUUUACAAUGAGUAUUUCGUGUUUGACUUCUUUGCCCACAAAGAGGUCUUCUUCGACAAAGUCAUCAAGCUGACAGUGAUGCACUCUAAAAUGCUGAGAAGCUUCUGUGUUGGGUCCUUUAAGCUGGAUGUGUGGACAGUUUACAAACAGCCAGGUCAGCAGUUUAUCAACAAGUGGGCAGUGCUGACCGAUCCUAGUGACAUUAGCACUGGGGUCAAAGGUUAUGUCAAGUGUGACAUCAGCGUCACAGCAAAGGGAGAUGCCAAGCAACCAGGAGCAAAAGCGAGUGAUGCUGAGGAGCAGAUCAACAAGAACCUGCUGCUACCAGAAGGUUAUCCCUCUGAGCGACCCUGGGCUCGUUUCUGUGUGAAGGUGUAUCGCGCUGAAGGCCUUCCACGGAACAACUCCAGCAUCAUGGCCAAUGUCACGAAGGCGUUCAUAGGGGACAACACAGCACUCAUAGACCCAUAUGUAGUGGUCAGCUUCUUCAAAAAUGUGGGUCGUACCUCUACUCAGAAGUCCACAGCAGACCCGGUGUGGAAUGAGCAGAUCAUCUUUACAGAGAUGUUUCCUCCUCUGUGUCAGAGAAUGAAGAUCCAGAUCUGGGAUGAGGGAAGCAUGAGUGAUGUUGCCAUCGGGACCCACUACUUUGACUUGAGACGCAUCUCCAACGAACAGGAUGGUGACAGAGGGUUUUUACCAACAUUUGGUCCUGCUUGGAUUAACCUGUACGGCUCUGCAAGAAACUUUUCAUUAGGCGAUGACACAGUGGAGCUGAAUGAGGGCAUCGGAGAGGGCGUGUCCUACAGGGGUCGCCUCUACAUGGAGCUGGCAGUGGAGAUCCUAGCCGGAGGGAUGGGUUCGGAGUCUAAACUUAAAGCAGGGAAAGGAGGGAAGGAUGGCAAGACUCCUGCAGGAGGAGCAGCAGGAGCAGCAGGAGCAGCAGGAGGAGCUGCUGAAGAUGAUAAAGGAAAAGCUGUGGCAGCAGAGGUCCUGCCUGUGGAAUCUCCGGCUGGGCUGAAUACAGACAACAUGGAGAGAUUUCUGCUGUUCGGGGCGUUGUUUGAAGCAACAAUGAUUGACAGAAAGAUUGGAGACAGGCCCAUCAGCUUUGAGUUCUCCCUGGGUAACUACGGUAAUGUCUUGGAGCCUGCAGGCCAGCCCAGCAUCCCUGUGCCCAGUCCUGCCGUCAGUCGGAGGAGAAAAGCGUUGGACGUCGCAGACAGUGGUGACAUGUUCGGCUCUUUGAGCUCCCUUUCCACCUCACCGACUUCCCCCCUCCUACCCAGAGGGCCUCAGGACACGGCCUUCACCUCUACGUCCAGCACGCCUCCGGAAAGACCACUCAUCGUCAAAGGAAACAAGCACUACAUGUAUCUGCCUCUGGAGAAGCAGAAGCCGUGUAUUAAUGUGUCGUGUCACUGGGAGGACAGAACAUACCGACUCUACAACUCAAAUAUGCUGGAGAAUAUAGCUGUUCUGUUUGAGGAGGGUGUGGACAGUGCAGCCGAGCUACACAGGAAGUCAGAUCCAGGGGCGGAGUAUAUGCUCCGAAUCAUCCUUAAAGAAUUCUGUAUGGACGCAAGGAGUUUCAUCGCAGCAGCUGAGGCCAAGUUGAAGGCAGAGCUAAAGUCGAGCUACCUGACACAGCUGGAUAAGAAACGCCUCACCAUGUGUAAACAGGAACUGGAGAGUAUGAUAGGAGAGGCCCAGACAUUGGGAGAGAGGAAGAAUUCAGUUGGUGGUGUGAAAGAAAUGCUGCAGGACGCAACAAAACUCAUACUCAAACUGCGCUUCCUUGUGGAAGAGCCCCAGCACACAGUUCCCGACGUCUUUGUGUGGUUGCUAAGCAACAACAAGCGUGUUGCCUGCGCUCGAAUCCGAGCCAGAGACCUGCUGUACUCCAGCAGCAAGGAGGCCCGGGGAAUCCACUGUGGCAAGAUAAUAACACUGUUUCUAAAGCCUCCAGGAAAGCGUGUUGCAGGUUUGUCCGUCCAAGCGAAGCUGGAUGUGUAUCUCUGGUAUGGAACCUGGGUAGACUCCAUCCACAUGCUCGAUGACCUACCUCCACAAUUCUGUCCGGCCACAGGGGGCGCUGAUGCCAGAUGCCCUCCAUCAUACCUGAUCUGCAGCGAGCAGCACCAGUUCCAGUUGAGGUGCCACAUGUAUCAGGCUCGGGGUCUGAUCGCUGCAGACAACACCGGCCUGUCUGACCCUUUUGCUCGAGUUACAUUUUUGUCACACAGCCAAACCACCAAUGUGAUCAGUCAGACUCUCAGUCCAACAUGGAAUCAGUGUUUGCAGAUGAGUGGCCUGUUGCUGUUUGGAGAUCUGCAGCACAUCCAGCAGGAGCCGCCACGCAUUCUCAUCGAGGUGUACGACGACGACGCACUGAGUAAGGCGGAGUAUCUGGGAGCCACAGUGGCGGUGCCCGAGGUUCGGUUGGCCUCUGACCCGUACACACCUCCAACUCUGCAGUACAGCCCGCUGCACUGCGGCAGCCAGCCAGGAGGAGACCUGCUGGCUGCCUUUGAACUUCUGCAGAUCCCAGAGUCCGGGGAGCAGAGUCUGCCGGCGUUAGAGGAACAGGAAGGAGGCAUCUACAAGGUUCCUGCUAACAUCAGACCUGUUCUCAGCACCUACAGGCUGGAGGUGUUAUUCUGGGGUCUGAGGGAGCUGAGGAAGGUUCAGUUCCUGACUGUUGAUCGCCCACAGGUCUUCAUAGAGUGUGCAGGUAAAACGCUGCGCUCCUCUGUCAUUCAGAAGUACAAGUCCAAUCCAAACUUCACCACGCUGAUUGAUGCCAUAGAGCUGGAGUUACCAGAGAACGAACACCUCCAUCCUCCGCUCAGUAUCACUGUUGUCGAUUGGAGGGCUUUUGGUCGCAGCACAUUGGUUGGAAACCACAUUGUCAACAACCUCAAGGCCUUCAAAUACACUCCACCUCCAGCCCUGCCUGCUCCACCAAAAAAGACACACAAACCAUCCAAGGUCACAUACACCACUGGACCUGCAGUGGCACCAGAACCACAAAGCACUGAGGGACUGUCCCAGCCUGCUGGAGAGACCAGUUCAGCUGUAGCACUGACAAAUCAGGAUUGCCUGAUCACUGUGGAGGAUGAAGCCCCGGCUCCAGCCUCACCCCCCCCAAUGCAAGAAUCCAGGAGGAAAAGGGACAGCAGAACAAAGAGCACCCGUGGCCGUUCCACCAAGCGGAGGAGGCGGACCAUCGCUGACGAAUCAGCAGAGUGUGUCAUCGACUGGUGGUCCAAAUACUACGUAUCUGUAGAGAAACAGGCCAAACUGAAGGACAACACUCUCUUACCUCAGGUCUUUGAAAAAGCUUUGCCGUACAGCAGCUUGGUCAGCGAAGGAAUAGACUCUUUGGUCAGCCUGUCAGAUGGAGACAAGAAGAAAUUCAAAGGAAAAGUAAACCUGGAGCCGAACUUGGGUCUACCUACUAAAUUAGCCACACUCAAGCUGUACAACAAGGAGCUGGAGGCAGAGUUUGGGCCUUUUGACGAUUGGGUGAACACAUAUGAACUGUUCAGAGGGAAAGCCAAUGAGGAAGAGGGGGCGACUGAAGAGAGAUUUGUUGGCAAAUUUAAGGGACGAUUCUGCCUGUAUAAACUGAAUGAGGAUGAGGCAGAUGACGGUGACAAAGCCCCUGACACUGGACACUUCAGAGUCAACAGAGGAAUACCUCCCAACUCCCCGGUCCAAGUCCUCAUACGGGUUUACAUCGUCUCUGCGUCUAACCUGCACCCAGCUGACCCGGAUGGGAAGUCGGACCCUUACAUUGUUGUUCGGCUUGGCAAGAACGAAAUCAAAGACAGAGACAACUACAUCCCUAAACAGCUGAAUCCUGUGUUUGGAAGAUCUUUUGAGAUGCAGGCGACAUUUCCUCAGGAGUCUCUGCUUACGCUGCUGAUCUAUGACUAUGACUUGGUGGGUGGGGACGACCUGAUAGGAGAGACUCGCAUUGACCUGGAGAACCGAUUCUACAGCCGACACAGAGCCACCUGUGGACUCCCUACUGAGUACAGCCUUGACGGUUAUAAUGCCUGGAGAGACUGUUUGAAGCCAUCAGAGCUGUUGUCUAAGCUGUGCAGAGAGAACGGUCUAGACGGUCCUCAUUUCACACCAGGGCGCAUCACUGUGGCUGGCAAAGUGUUUGUUGGCAAGACCCUCUUCAUGAAUGAAGUGUCAGAUGAACCAGAGGAGUCCUAUGAGCACUUGUCUCUGAAGAUCCUCCACCGCUGGUCGGAGAUCCCAGCUGUGGGAUGCAAGCUGGUACCAGAACACAUCGAGACCAGAACUCUGUUCAACAAGGCCCGGCCCGGCAUGGACCAGGGCCAGGUCCAGAUGUGGGUAGACAUGUUUCCCAUGGACCUGCCUCACCCGGGGCCUCCAGUGGACAUUUCACCUCGAAAACCAAAAAGGUACGAGCUGCGUAUCAUCAUAUGGAACACAGAAGAUGUGAUUCUGGAAGACAGCAACUUUCUGACCGGUCAACAGUCCAGUGAUAUCUACGUCAAGGGCUGGUUGAAAGGUUUGGAGGAUGACCGACAGGAGACAGACGUCCACUACAACUCUCUGACUGGAGAAGGAAACUUCAACUGGCGCUUUGUGUUUCCCUUCAGCUACCUGCCUGCUGAGAAGUUAGUAGUGGUGAGGAAGAGAGAGAGUAUUUUCUCUCUGGAUAAAACAGAGCAGAAGCUUCCUGCCAUCCUCUGUCUGCAGGUCUGGGACUUCGAGACACUUUCCUCUGACGACUUCCUGGGCACAGUGGAGUUAGACCUUCAUGGUUUUCCUCGGGGGGCAAAGACGGCAAAGUCAUGUAAGGUGGACAUGAUGAUGGACGGGACAGAGAGAAUCUCCAUCUUCCAGCAGAAGAGAGCAAGAGGCUGGUGGCCCUUCAGCAAGUCAGGAGAGCUGACGGGGAAAGUGGAGGCGGAGUUUCAUCUUGUGACAGCUGAGGAGGCAGAGAAAAAUCCAGUUGGCCGAGCCCGCAAGGAGCCCGAGCCGCUGCCAAAACCAAAUCGUCCAGACACCUCCUUCUCGUGGUUUGUCAAUCCAUUCAAAUGUUUCUUCCACUUGGUGUGGCGAAGCUACAAGAAGUACAUCAUCGCUGCCCUGCUCGUGCUCAUCACAGUGCUGUUCCUCGCCCUGCUGUUCUACACACUGCCAGGAGCCAUUUCUCAGAAGAUAAUCAAUGGAUAACUCAAACACAAGCGGAGACUAUGUUAACGUUUGCUAAAACUACAGUACUCAGCUUUAAAAUAAAUAAAUGGCAAUACGGUGUCACUACCCGUUUUAAUAGAUUUACAUCAACAAGAACAAAUGGGCAUAGGAGCAACAGGGACGUUGUAAAGAAAUGCAUAAGUUUUUGGUUUUCUAAUCUGGAAUUGUCAAUAACAAAUCUAGAUUUUUAAGACCCAAUGUGAUUCAAGCUGCACUCACCGCUGGGUUCAAUUUUGCUCUACUCAAGUGCAAGGCAUUGGAAACAAUGGGUUUCAGAGCGCAGUGGUGCCGUUGUCACGUUGUCUAAAAGGGCCUUUAAAACGUAGGUUCUGAUGUUUUCAAGUCUAUGUAGCUACAAUACUCAACAUACCAAAUGUACUUUGAAAGAGUAAUUAAUCACUGGAAAAUAUUGGCUAUGAAGACAAGAAAAUCACAAAACACAUUUAGAAUACUUUAUAUAACUUUUAGAGUAACUUUAUUUGGCUUUCACUAACUGCUUCAUCUGAACUAUAGUAUGCAUUUUCCACAGAACAUGGGCUGGGGAUUUUAUCCCCAGUGUUUUACAAUGUAGUCAUGUUAUGAAGCAACCAAUAACUCAACAUACUGCAGUGUUAUCAGAGUGCUGGCUUUAAAAAAAAUCUAUAUCUAUGCUUUUAAAUUAUCACCAAAUACAUUUUAUCUGUUGAGGAAGGGACAAGCUUUGUUAAAAUAUAUUAGCUGCAUUUAUUAUAACUUUUGUGAGUUGGUCAAACUGCAAAAUUGAAGUAUUUUUCUUGUUAGCAGCCAUGAGAUGUUUCUAGUAAACAACUCAAAUCAGUAUCUGUCAAAGGUGGUUUCUCGACAAAAAGUAACACUUAUCAGAUAAUUUCUUAUUUAUCUUCCACAUCAGGCCAAGUAGAGAUGCGUGUCUCAUACACAUUUCAACACUUCACUAUCAGCCACACAAUAUUUAAAAAACAGUCACAUUGCACACUAAAAACAUGAUGAUACAUUGCCUCUGAAAUCAGACAAUCAUUUCACUUUGAUGGUUUCCACAUAUAUACACUUCAUACUGAGAAAUAGUUCAAAUAAAAUUUUAAAUGUGUUAUUUUCUAAAUGUAUUGUGUAUAUGUAUGAGUUUACAGUUGCCCGUUUUGGUCUACUGAUACUGGAUUUUAUGUGAAAUGAAGGUAAAUGAUAUCUCAUGAGUAUAUAACAGCAAAGACAAAGAUCAAUAUCUGUUGCUCUGAUUUUUUUUUAUCUCUACAUAUGGGUGGGGAUAAGGUGCUUGUAAGCUCGACCUGAUUGAUUGAAACAUUGUCAUGUAUGCUCAGCGAAUAAAGUUAUUCAGUUUUAGCAUGCAG
Molecule: messenger RNA, 8951 nt
Organism: Micropterus dolomieu (smallmouth bass)
Lineage: Eukaryota; Metazoa; Chordata; Actinopteri; Centrarchiformes; Centrarchidae
Product: 5'-AMP-activated protein kinase subunit gamma-1-like
Exons: 58
Coding region: 937-7587 (2216 amino acids)
Biological process (GO): plasma membrane organization
Cellular component (GO): membrane
Source: RefSeq, a predicted model, not a curated record